AUGGCUCCUCAACGAAAACGUCGAGUAACCAAAAACGACCUGGGUGAUGAAGAUCGUGUGGUCACGAAAUCAAGGGUAGAUGUUAGAGAGACCCGAGGUAUGGCAGCCAGUAGGAUUCGAGAUACAGAACCUGCUGCUGCUUCGAACAGCAAUCCAACCCGACCUCGAGACAAAAGAUUAGAGGAACGGUCUGCAGCAAGAGAAAAAAAUCUGGGUGAUGAAGGUUACAAGAUCCAACCUGCUGAUGCAAGUCUUUCGUUGAUAGAUCGUGCAGGCACGAAAUCAAAGGUCGACGGUAGACCAACCCGAAAAGCGUCAGCCCGCAGAAUUCAAGAUGAAGAACCCGCUGCUGCUUCGACCAGUAAUUCGCACCAACCUCAUGAAGAGCCGGAUUCUCUAGUUACAACACAAAACCCGGGCCAUGAAGAUCGUGUGGUCACGAAAUCAAGGACGCAUAGUAGACCGACCCAAGGAACGGCACCCGACGGUACUCGAGACAAACGGACUCGAGCAGAAGAGGCCGUAGAGGAGGGGUCUUUGGGUAGAGUCGAUUAUGAAAGCUUGUCCACGGAAGACUUCGACUCAAGAUCAUGCCCUUCAAAAUCAUCGGCUCAGGUGGAAUGA
Molecule: messenger RNA, 624 nt
Organism: Melampsora larici-populina 98AG31
Lineage: Eukaryota; Fungi; Basidiomycota; Pucciniomycetes; Pucciniales; Melampsoraceae
Exons: 4
Coding region: 1-624 (207 amino acids)
Source: RefSeq, a predicted model, not a curated record